Messenger RNA from Cylas formicarius (sweet potato weevil), 1220 nucleotides. RefSeq names its product adenosine kinase-like. Bases 141 to 1160 code for a protein of 339 amino acids. The transcript has 5 exons. Gene Ontology annotation, biological process: purine ribonucleoside salvage. Gene Ontology annotation, molecular function: adenosine kinase activity. The record is from RefSeq and is a predicted model, not a curated record. NCBI's taxonomy places the organism in Eukaryota, Metazoa, Arthropoda, Insecta, Coleoptera, Brentidae. Gene Ontology annotation, cellular component: nucleus; cytosol.
CAAAAACCACCAGCGACCGUCACCAAAAAAAAGCAGACGUAAUACGGAUCUGUUUGUGCCAACUCUAAAGGAAAGUCGGCAUUAGAAAGGAAGAGUUGAUAUCAAUAUGUCGAAAGGUUAGGCAAAACUCGGAGACCAUAAUGUUGCUCUGCGUGGGUAGUCCGAUAAUCGAUUAUAUCACUGAUGUAGAUAACGACCCCUCCUUUUUAAAAAAAUAUCAGCUCGAAAGUGACGGUGCCGUUAAAGCAGAUUAUCGACACGAAAAACUGUUUGAAGACAUUUUGGGAUUGCGGGACACCAAAGUCGUACCCGCCGGUAGCGUCACCAACACCGCACGGGUUUUCCGAUGGAUUUCGAAAAAAGGCGAGGUUAUGUACGUCGGUGCGAUAGGCAAAGACAAAAACGGGAGGUUAAUUAAACUGCGAUUGGACAGCGAAAAUGUACCGUACCGUUUCUUAGAGAGGAAAACUGAGAUGACAGGAAGAUGCGCGGCUCUCAUUUCGGUGGGAGGCAAAUACAGAUCGCUUGUAACAGAUUUAGGGGCGGGAGGUACAUUUCGACCCGAAGAUUUAAACGAUAAUUUAUGGGAAACUAUUAAUAAAUGCACGAUGAUUUACAUUUCGGCAUUUUUUUUGAACGUAUCCGUGGAGGUAACCGAGCUGCUCAUCCGCCAUUUCAAAAGAGCCGGGAAAAAAGUGGCAGUAAAUUUGGGCGCGGAAUUUUUGUGUAGGCUGCAUCCGGGAAAUGUUCGAUAUAUGGUCGAAAAUGCUGAUAUUGUUUUUGGGAAUGUGAAGGAGCUGCUCGUCCUGUGCGAAACCUUGGACAUAAUCGGCCAAACCACGGAGGAAUUGUUGGAAAAAUUUUACUGCGCGUUUACCGACGAAACUUCGAACACAGAAAAAAUUUUGGUGUUUACCGCAGAUAGCAAGCCGGUGGUGACGCGUUCGCGGGCGGGCCUGAAAUAUUUCCCGGUGGGCGUCGUUGAUAAUAUCGUCGACACCAACGCGUGCGGGGACUCAUUCGCUGGCGGUUUUCUGGCCAAGACCAUGGAGCGUUGUUCUCUUGAGGAGUGCGUGAGGUGUGGUCUGUGGUGUGCCGCCGUCGUAAUUCGAACUAUGGGCUGCGAAUUCGAAACCGUACUCGAAUACGAGCAAACUUAACCUGUGUUUUUUUUUGUUUCCCAAAAAUGUUGUGGUUUUUACCAAAGAGAAAACUAAUAA